Molecule: messenger RNA, 8841 nt
Organism: Perca flavescens (yellow perch)
Lineage: Eukaryota; Metazoa; Chordata; Actinopteri; Perciformes; Percidae
Gene: itpr3
Product: inositol 1,4,5-trisphosphate receptor, type 3
Biological process (GO): calcium ion transmembrane transport
Cellular component (GO): endoplasmic reticulum; membrane
Molecular function (GO): inositol 1,4,5 trisphosphate binding; inositol 1,4,5-trisphosphate-gated calcium channel activity
Source: RefSeq, a predicted model, not a curated record
AGUUGAGAGCCCGCUUCGUGUCUCUGUGUUCACGGUAAACUCCCGGUGAGACUCUGCGGAGGAUCGGUAACGUUAGCGCCGCUGUGGGACUCUGCGGGAACUUUCUGCCUUUUUCUGCAAACCCGUUUUUGGAUCUUCUGCGCACUUGUUGAGAGGAGUUCCCCCUCGGCUAUCAUGCAUAACCCGGCAGUGGCUGUGUGAAGGCGGACACCGACAGGGUGACUACACGGCAGCUCCUUCGAGCAGCUCGUUCUCCUCCCGGCAGAGGAACACUCUCAGGCGUUAGUCGGUGUGGGAACUAAGUUGAGUUGUUGUCUGUCCGUGCGGAGCUCCAGAGAGAUAGAGAGGCUCUCUCCGCUCCACCUCUCUACCUGGGCUGUCCGUUCUCCUCUCCCCGCUGUUGGAGGCUCCUAACCCGGCUGCAGGAUGUCGGACUCUGCGUCCAGUUUCCUCCACAUCGGGGAUAUCGUGUCUCUGUACGCGGAGGGCUCCGUCAACGGCUUCAUCAGCACCCUGGGGUUGGUGGAUGACCGCUGCGUGGUGGAACCGGCUGCUGGGGAUCUGGAGAAUCCUCCCAAAAAGUUCAGAGACUGCCUGUUCAAAGUGUGUCCCAUGAGUCGGUACUCGGCUCAGAAACAGUUCUGGAAAGCCAAACAAGCCAAACACGAGAAGGACAAGAUCGCUGAUGUGGUGCUGCUGCAGAAACUACAGCAUGCGUCCAACCUGGAGCAGAAGCAGAACGAGACAGAAAACAAGAAGGUCCACGGAGACGUCGUUAAAUACGGGACCGUCCUGCAGCUGCUCCAUAUGAAGAGUAAUAAAUACCUGACGGUGAACAAGCGUCUGCCGGCGCUGCUGGAGAAGAACGCCAUGCGGGUCACGCUGGACGUCACGGGCAACGAAGGCUCCUGGCUCUUCAUCCAGCCCUUCUGGAAGCUACGCGCUAACGGAGACAACGUGGUCGUGGGAGACAAAGUGAUCCUGAACCCGGUGAACGCCGGGCAGCCGCUUCACGCCUCCAACUACGAACUGACCGACCAUCAGGGCUGCAAGGAGGUCAACUCUGUGAACUGCAACACCAGCUGGAAGAUCAACCUGUUCAUGAUGUUCAGCGACCACCGAGAGGAGGUGCUCAAAGGAGGUGAGGUUGUUCGCUUGUUCCACGCCGAGCAGGAGAAGUUCCUGACGUGCGACGAGUACAAGAGCAAACUGCACGUUUUCCUCCGGACCACGCUGAGGCAGUCGGCCACGUCUGCUACCAGCUCCAACGCUCUGUGGGAGGUCGAGGUUGUUCAUCAUGACCCGUGUCGUGGGGGGGCGGGACACUGGAACAGCCUCUACCGCUUCAAACACCUCGCCACUGGCAACUACCUGGCUGCUGAGGAGAACCCGGGCUAUAAAGGAGACGCACCCGAGCCGGCCGCCUCGAUUGAUGGUAGCCGUAGCAACAAGCGCUCCCACGGCGAGAGGAUCAAGUACAAGUUGGUGGCGGUGGCUCACGGCAACGACAUCUCCUCGCUGUUUGAGCUGGACCCGACCACGCUGCAGAAGACUGACUCCUUUGUCCCCCGGAACUCGUACGUCCGCCUGAGACACCUGUGCACCAACACCUGGAUCCAGAGCACCAACGUCCCCAUCGAUGUAGAUGAGGAGAGACCCAUCAGACUCAUGUUGGGGACGUGUCCCACUAAAGAGGACAAGGAGGCGUUCGCCAUCGUCUCCGUCCCCGUCAUGGAGAUCAGAGAUCUGGACUUCGCCAACGACGCCAGCGCCAUGCUGAGCACCGUGGUGGAGCAGUUCAGCCAGGGCUUCAUCAGCCAGAACGACCGCCGGUUUGCCAUCAAGCUGCUGGAGGACGUGGUCUUCUUCGUGGCCGACGUCAUCAACAGCGGCCAGGCGGUCCUGGACGUUACCAUGACGAAGGCCAACCGAGAGAGACAGAAACUGAUGAGAGAGCAGAACAUCCUCAAACAGAUCUUUGGCAUCCUGAAGGCUCCCUUUAAGGACCGGGGGGGUGGUGAUGGUCCUCUACUGCGUCUGGAGGAGCUGGCGGACCAGAAAAACUCUCCGUACCAGUACAUGUUCAGACUCUGCUACAGAGUCCUCCGGCACUCACAGGAGGACUACCGCAAGAACCAGGAGCACAUAGCGAAGCAGUUUGGCGUGAUGCAGAGCCAGAUCGGCUACGACAUCCUGGCCGAGGACACCAUCACCGCCCUGCUGCACAACAACCGAAAACUGCUGGAGAAGCACAUCACCAAGAAGGAGGUGGAGACCUUCGUCAGCCUGGUCCGCAAGAACCGAGAGCCCAGGUUUCUGGACUACCUGUCGGACCUGUGUGUGUCCAACAACGUGGCCAUCCCCGUCACUCAGGAGCUCAUCUGUAAAUGUGUGCUGGACCCCAAAAACCAGGACAUCCUCAUCAAGACAGAACGUCGUGUCCCCAAAGAUGCCCCCACCGGCGGUGUUCAGGGAGACUACAUCGGGAUGGACGACUACGGAGACGAUGACGAGGUGUGGCUGGUGUGGACAGAUAAGACCAACGAGAAACAGGAGAAAGGUAUCAGACAGCUGGCUCAGGAGGCCAGGCAGGGAAACGCUCACGAUGAAAACGUCCUCACAUACUACAGGUACCAGUUGAAGCUGUUUGCCCGGAUGUGUCUGGACCGCCAGUAUCUGGCCAUCGAUGAGAUCUCCAAGCAGCUGGACGUGGAGCUGAUCUUUCUCUGCAUGAUGGACGAGACGCUGCCCUUCGACCUGCGCGCCUCCUUCUGCCGCCUCAUGCUGCACGCGCACGUGGACCGCGACCCACAGGAGCUGGUCACGCCCGUCAAGUACGCCCGGCUCUGGACCGAGAUCCCCACCGCCAUCUCCAUCAAAGAUUACGACUCCAACAUGGACGACAGCCGAGACAACAAGAAGAACCGAUUCUCCAACACGAUGGCCUUCAUGGAGGAAUAUCUCAACAACGUGCUCAACGACGAGCUGCCGUUCCACAACGCAGAGAAAAACAAACUCACAUUCGAGGUGGUGAGUUUGGCGCGUCACUUGAUCUACUUUGGCUUCUACAGCUUCUUCGAGCUGCUCCGACUCACCAGAACUCUGCUGGGCAUCAUCGACUGUCGGCCCAACCCCGGAUACGCCGGGGUCUUGUUCCACGAGGACGGAUCAGGGAAGAACGUGAAGCGCUCCAUCCACGGGAUGGGACAGAUCAUGUCCACCAUGGUGCUCAACAGGAAGCAGUCCAUCUUCGGAGGGGGCGGGGCCAGUGGGGCGGAGGCGGGGCUCGCUCUGGACGGGCCAAGAGGAAGUAAAGAUAGCAUCGACAAGGUGGACCUGACCGUGAUGGACACCAAGCUGAAGAUACUGGAGAUACUGCAGUUCAUCCUUAACGUGCGUCUGGACUACCGCAUCUCUUUCCUGCUCUCCGUCUUCAAGAAGGAGUUUGUGGACGUUUACCCCAUGGGGGACGCAGACGCCACCACCAACAUGGAGCACGCAGCUGCCAUUAACCUGCAGUACAUCGGAGAGCAGGCCGAGGCCAUGUUCGGAGUCGGGAAGGGGAACAGUAUCCUGGAGAUGGAUGAUGAGGGAGGCAGGAUGUUCCUGAGGGUUCUGAUCCAUCUCACCAUGCACGACUAUCCUCCGCUGGUCUCUGGAGCUCUGCAGCUGCUCUUCAGACACUUCAGCCAGAGACAGGAAGUACUGCACACCUUCAAACAGGUCCAGCUGCUGAUCUCGUCUCAGGACGUGGAGAACUACAAACUGAUCAAAGCCGACCUGGACCGUCUCCGCACGCUGGUGGAGAAGUCUGAGCUGUGGGUGGAGAAGAAGAGCCGGGGGGACGGCAAAGAGAAAGGAGAGGGGGCAUCGGAGGACGCAACGCCCAAGAAGGACAAGGAGAAAGGCAACGAGAACUACCAGAAAGUCAAAGCGAUCCUGGAGAGGUUGAAUAAAAUGUGCAGCAGUGGAGUUUGGAAGAAGCAGCAGAGGUUGCUGAAGAACAUGGGUGCUCAUAAAGUCAUGCUGGACCUGUUGCAGGUGUCCUACGACCAGCAUGAUGUGAAGAUGCAGGAGAUCAUCCGGUACACUCACCUGUUCCUCCAGAAGUUCUGUACGGGGAACCAGGAGAACCAGACUCUGUUGCACAAGAACCUGACCCUGUUCCUCAACCCCGGGCUCCUUGAGGCCGAGACGGUGCAGCACAUCUUCUGUAACAACUACCAGCUGUGCAGCGAGAUCUCGGAGAGCGUGCUGCAGCACUUCAUCCACUGCCUGGCCACGCACGGGCGCCACGUCCAGUACCUCAACUUCCUGCACACCAUCAUCAAGGCCGAGGGCAAGUACGUCAAGAAGUGCCAGGACAUGAUCAUGACCGAGUUAACCAACGUUGGCGAGGACGUGGUCGUCUUUUACAACGACAAGGCUUCCUUCAACGUGAUGCUGGAGCUGAUGGCGGAGAGCAGGGAAGGGGUCGGAGAGAGCAGCCCACUCAGGUACCACAUCUCUCUGGUGGAGCUGCUGGCGGCCUGCGCCGAGGGGAAGAACGUCUACACCGAGAUCAAAUGUACCUCGCUGCUCCCCCUAGAGGACGUGGUCCGGGUGGUCACACACGAGGACUGUAUCACAGAGGUGAAGGUGGCCUAUGUGAACUUUGUGAACCACUGCUACGUGGACACCGAGGUGGAGAUGAAGGAGAUCUACACGUCCAAUCACAUCUGGAACCUGUUUGAGGACUUCACCGUGGACAUGGCCCGGGUGUGUAACAAGCGAGAGAAGCGUCUCUCUGAUCCCAUCCUGGAGAAAUACAUCAUCAACGUGGUGUUUGACACCAUCCACGCCUUCUUCAGCUCGCCGUUCUCUGAGAACAGCACGUCUCUGCAGACUCAUCACACCAUCGUGACCCAGCUGCUGCAGUCGUCUGUGCGUCUGCUGGACUGUCCCUGGCUGCAGCAGCAGCACCGGGGACAGGUGGAGACCUGCAUCAGGACCCUGGCCUUGACAGCUAAGAGCCGGUCCAUUGCUCUCCCUCUGGAGCUGGAGGCCCAGAUCAGCACCGUGUUGGCCUCGUCCUCUCUCAACUCUCUGUCCCGGUCCAACCCGAACUACAAGUCCCUGUCCCGGUCCUCCAGGACCAUCGCCCCUAGCAACCCCUGGGACUACAAGAACAUCAUAGAGAAACUACAGGACAUCAUCACCACCCUAGAGCAGCGUCUGAAGCCCCUGGUGAAUGCCGAGCUGUCUGUCCUGGUGGACGUCCUCCACCAGCCUGAGCUGCUGUUCCUCGAGGGCUCCGACACGCGCCAGCGCUGUGAGUCCGGAGGCUUCAUCUCCAAGCUGAUCCAGCACACCAAAGCCCUGAUGUGUUCUGAGGAGAAGUUGUGUAUCAAAGUUCUGAAGACUCUGCAGGAGAUGCUGAUCAGGACUCUGGACUUUGAUGAAAAGGGUAUUUCUCUGAGGAAGGUUCUGCUCCAGAACUACCUGUUACCCAAGAAGAACACCAGCGACCUGGCCGAGCUCGGAGCUGCAGCCUCCGUACCCGCCUCCACCCUGCCUGGAGCCGCCGCCGCUGCGGUAUCCGCCGCCGCCGCCUCCGCUGCUCCUGUCGCUGCGGUCAGAGUAGCCGCCGUCUCCGCCGUAGUAUCCUCCACCUUCAAAAUAAAAGAGAACUUUAAUGUAUUAUUGAACUUUACACAAGUACAUCAACAGUAUGUACACACACACACAUCUGUAACUACUCGGGAAGAGGAACCCACGUGGCCGUCUUUCUGUCUUUGUGUGUGUAAAUCCCAGAGUGGUGCUGAUGAACUGGGAGGCUGCAGACCAUCACAUGGUGGGGGGGGCGUCUCUUUCAAUCUCAACUUUAGCGCGGAGCAGGAGCGUGAUUGGGCGGCGGUGGCGGCGGUCCAGUGCCGUCUGGACCGGGAGGGAGGAACCAAACUGUUCACCGACCUGGUGAUGAGCAGCAAGAACGACAAGAUCUUCCAGGAGAGCAUCCAGCUGGCCAUCUGCCUGCUGGAGGGGGGCAACACCGAGAUACAGAACUCCUUCUAUAAACUGAUGAUGGGCGACAACAAGUCGGAGAAGUUCUUCAAGGUUCUUCACGACCGGAUGAAAGAGGCCCAGACGGACAUCAAAGCCACGGUGUCGGUCAACGUCGGCGAGAUGACGCACCGAGCCAGCGAGAAGGAGCUGGACCACGGCGGCUCUCCAGCGUUGGUACUUCCUGGUAGCGGGGGUCUCCCGGUGCUGGUGCCGGGCCCGUCCAUCGCCCCGGCGGUGGCGGUCCAGUCGGCGCCGGCGGAGCAGCGGGAGGUGGAGGCUGAGAUGGGCCCAGCGGUGAUCAUCAUGAAGCCCAUCCUACGCUUCCUCCAGCUGCUCUGUGAGAACCACAACCAGGACCUGCAGAACUUCUUGCGCUGCCAGAACAACAAGACCAACUACAACUUGGUGUGUGAGACUCUCCAGUUCCUGGACAUCAUGUGUGGAAGCACCACGGGGGGCCUGGGCCUGCUGGGCCUCUACAUCAACGAAUCAAACGUCCACCUGAUCACACAGACCCUGGAGACACUCACCGAGUACUGCCAGGGCCCCUGCCAGGAGAACCAGACGUGCAUCGUGACCCACGAGUCCAACGGCAUUGACAUCAUCACAGCUCUGAUCCUGAACGAUAUCAGCCCUCUGUGCCGCUACCAGAUGGAGAUGGUGCUCCAGCUGAAGGACAACGCCUCCAAGCUGCUAUUGGCUCUGAUGGAGAGUCGCCAUGACAGCGAGAACGCCGAGAGGAUCCUGUUCAAUCUCCGACCCCGAGAGCUGGUGGAAGUGAUAAAGAAGGCCUACCAGCAGGAGAGUGAGUGUGAGGGUGUGGAGGUUUCUCCCCGGGAGGUGGGACACAACAUCUACAUCCUGGCUCAGCAGCUGGCCCGACACAACAAAGUCCUGCAGAACCUCCUGAAGCCUCAGAAGAACAGCAAAGAGGGGGAGGAGGGCAUCUCGUCCAUGUUGAACCUGAACAACCGCCCCCUGUCCCAGAUGUUGAAGUCCACAGCUCCAGCUGUUGUGGUGGAACAGGACCCGCUGGAGUACUACGAGCAGCUCACAUCACAGAUAGAGAUCGUCCGUGACGACCGCAGCAUGGAGCAGAUCGUGUUCCCGGUCCAUCCCAUCUGUGAGUUCCUGACCGAGGAGUCUAAGAUCCGAGUGUUCAACACCACGGAGCAGGACGAGCAGGGGUCAAAGGUCACACACUUCUUCGAACAGACAUCCUUCCUGCACGGAGAGAUGGAGUGGCAGAAGAAGCUGAGGAGUAUGCCCGUGUUGUACUGGUUCUCCAGGAGAAUGUCUCUGUGGGGAACCAUCUCCUUCAACCUGGCCGUCUUCAUCAACCUCAUCAUCGCCUUCUUCUACCCGUACGCCUCGGGACAAGUGGGAGCGAUAGAUGACAACCUGUUGCUGAUGCUGUUCUGGAUCCUGACUGGCCUGUCGGUUCUCGGCCUGUUCUCUCAGCGCUACGGCCUGCAGCCUCUCACCAUCGCUCUCAUCCUGCGCUCCAUCUACCACCUGGGCAUCGGCAACACGCUCAUCCUGCUCGGCUCGCUCAACCUGAUCAAUAAGGUGGUGUUCGUGGUGAGCUUUGUGGGCAACAACGGGACGUUUAUUAUGGGAUACAAAGCCAUGGUGAUGGACGUGGAGUUCCUCUACCACCUGGCCUACGUCCUCACCUCCACGCUGGGACUGUUCGUGCACGAGCUCUUCUACAGCAUCCUGCUGUUUGACCUGAUCUACCGCGAGGAGACUCUGUUUAACGUGAUAAAGAGCGUGACUCGUAACGGGCGCUCCAUCCUGCUGACGGCGCUGCUGGCUCUGAUCCUGGUCUACCUGUUCUCCAUCGUGGGCUUCCUGUGCCUGAAGGAGGACUUCAUCAUGGAGGUCGACCCGCUGGCGCAGAUCGCCGCAGCCCCUCAGCAGAGUGAAGCCUCUCAGGAUUUCCUCAAGUCGUGUUCUGCAGACGGGGUCAGCUGCACUGCCGAGACGGAUGCCAUCAGCGCCGCCGAGGAAGAAGACGAGGCGACCUCAGAGCGAGCGUGUGACACCCUCCUGAUGUGCAUCGUCACCGUGCUGAACCACGGCCUGAGGAACGGUGGGGGGGUCGGAGACGUUCUCCGCAAACCAUCCAAGAACGAGCCCUUGUUUGCGGCCCGUGUGGUGUACGACCUUCUGUUCUACUUCAUCGUCAUCAUCAUCGUUCUGAAUCUGAUCUUCGGCGUCAUCAUCGACACGUUCGCUGACCUGAGGAGCGAGAAGCAGAAGAAGGAGGAGAUCCUGAAGACCACCUGCUUCAUCUGUGGUCUGGAGCGAGACAAGUUCGACAACAAGACGGUGUCCUUCGAGGAGCACAUCAAGCUGGAGCACAACAUCUGGAACUACCUGUCCUUCAUCGUCCUGGUGCGCGAGAAGAACAAGACGGACUACACCGGGCCCGAGAGCUACGUGGCACACAUGAUCAAAAACAACAACCUGGACUGGUUCCCCCGGAUGCAGGCCAUGUCUCUGGUGGUGACGGACAGCGACGGAGAGCAGAACGAGAUGAGGAUGUUACAGGACAAACUGGCCGCCACCAUGAAGGUGGUGCUGACACUGACCACGCAGCUCACCGAGCUCAAAGAGCAGAUGACCGAGCAGAGGAAGAGGAGACAGAGGAUGGGAUUUGUUGACGUCCAAUCAGGAGCCAGCCAAUCGCUGCCUCCGAGCGCCGCGGGAGGAAACCACCAGAUGUACAAAACAUAAAGACGCACUGCUGAAGACCAGUCAAACACACACACACACACACACACACACACA